Molecule: messenger RNA, 3480 nt
Organism: Aedes albopictus (Asian tiger mosquito)
Lineage: Eukaryota; Metazoa; Arthropoda; Insecta; Diptera; Culicidae
Product: tachykinin-like peptides receptor 99D
Exons: 10
Coding region: 1140-2735 (531 amino acids)
Biological process (GO): G protein-coupled receptor signaling pathway
Cellular component (GO): plasma membrane
Molecular function (GO): tachykinin receptor activity
Source: RefSeq, a predicted model, not a curated record
UGGAACCGCUCGCAUCAGUCGCUUGGCUGACAUCCUGCCGUAAGCAGUGGGGAUGAACCAGCUGGUCCGUCUUCAUUGAUGGAAGAAUGGUCAUUGAGAAAUUGGUCAGUUGAAGUAACAUAGAUUUGUGGCGCGCGGUUUAUCGACAAAGUAAAAGUAGUGUAUUGUCAAUCAUUCCGACGGUUUAAACUUGUAACGGUCAACAGCUGAUAGCAAGUUGGUGUACUGUACAGGUACGAGUGAAUAAUUGUCACGUGUUGAAUUGUAGUGCAUCGAGCGAGAAGAUAUUUAUAACUGAAAUCUAGUCAUACUAGUCAGUGAUACCGAGGCAAUCGACAGAUAAUAGACCGGUGUCUGCAGAACAACCGAACAGAUUGGAAGGGGUUUGCGGUGAAAGACAUAAUUGUUGUGGAGAAGCAGAAAUUAUUUGUAUUUGAUUGGGUGGAUUUGUGCAUAAACGUUGAUUGAUUCAUUCCAAGUGUCAUCAGUAUAGAAGCAGUUCGACAACAGCUACAGUGUGUAAAAGCAGGCAUGCAAUCGAAAGCAGAGUGAAGAUCACGAAAGGCUUGAAGGAUAUCAUUAACCACAUGGUCGGUAGAGUUCCACGAAGCGGCUUAAACUGUAAUAAGUGUAUGCGAAACAUAAUUGAUUACUUUGGACGUUUGUGUGGUGGUUCGUCUCCUCACAAGUAAUAGUUGUAUCGUAAGGUGAAGAAAAUUUGUAUGAUCUACAAGAUUGAUUGCGUAUCAACUUGACAAGGGCAUUAAACAGCACAGCGUCGUCAGAGGAUGGUCGUGAAGAUUGAUACUGUGUAAUCGCAACCGGUCGUUAUCAGGGUGCGAUGCAAAAGUGCUGAAAAUUUAAACCAUGAUACGUGACGCUUCUAUUGCCGUUGGCAUCAUAAGUAAUGGAAAGAGAUUUGGAGUAAAUUGGAUGUAAAAAUCUGCAUAGCAGGAUAACCCUAUCGUGAAGCCGUACGGUGAUAUAUGAGAUUUGCAAACAACAUAAACCAAAUAUGAAUUCGAAGUGCGUAAUGUUCAAAUGUACCAAUAGUUAACAUGACCAAGUAUCCAUCACCUCCAACUGCAUUCAAUGUGAUCCCUGCACAAGGCAAAUAGUAGAUUGUGGCGCUACGCACCAUGUUAAACGAUGCAUAUACGACACCGUAUGGUUACAGUAGUAUCAACAACGUCAGUGAUAAAUAUGAACUCUCGAACUAUUCAUUCCAUUUCGAGGAUGCCCCACUCUACAGUACACCCUCCGCAGCGUAUGAAAACAAUGUCACCAAUACGACAUUGGAGAUCACCUUCAUACUUCCGGUGUGGCGGCAAGUGCUGUGGACUUUGCUGUUCGUCUGUAUGGUUAUCGUUGCCACGGUGGGCAACUUGGUCGUCAUCUGGAUUGUACUGGCCAACAAAAGAAUGCGAACUGUGACCAACUACUUUCUUGUGAAUUUAUCGAUAGCCGAUGCGAUGGUUUCGACACUGAACGUCACAUUCAAUUACACCUACAUGCUGAAUCUCGACUGGCCGUUCGGCAACCUCUAUUGUAAAAUAUCACAAUUUGUGGCAAUACUCAGCAUCUGUGCGUCCGUUUUCACGUUGAUGGCCAUUUCCAUCGAUAGGUACAUGGCCAUAAUGAAUCCCUUGAAGCCUAGAAUGGGGAAACGAGCAACCCUUUGCAUUGCAGCUGCCAUCUGGAUAGUGGGAAUCAUCAUCUCCAGCCCCAUGUUGUUGUUUUUCACGACCUUUGAGCUGCAGGACCGAGUGGUUUGCUACUCGGAGUGGCCCGACGGCCCCUCGAACCAUUCUAUGCAGGAGUACGUAUAUAACGUCAUUUUCAUGUUUCUGACAUAUUUCCUCCCGAUCGGAUCAAUGUCCUUUACGUACGCUCGAGUGGGGCUAGAGCUAUGGGGAUCAAAAAGCAUCGGCGAGUGUACACAGAGACAACUGGAGAACAUCAAAAGCAAACGAAGGGUGGUGAAAAUGAUGAUGGUCGUGGUCGUUAUAUUUGCGGUUUGCUGGCUGCCGUUCCAGAUCUAUUUCAUCGCGACGUCGUACUAUCCGGAGUUGACCGACAAGCCCUAUAUUCAGGAGGUGUACCUGGGCAUCUACUGGCUCGCGAUGAGUAAUUCAAUGUACAACCCCAUUAUCUACUGUUGGAUGAACUCCAGGUUUCGUCGAGGAUUUCAGCAAUUUUUUAGGUGGUGUCCCUUCAUUAGGAUAAGUCCAGACGUGCUAACACGACGUGGUGCCGUCAAUUCGCGGUAUUCCUGCUCGGGUUCACCGGAUCACCAUCGAAUCGUACGAAAUGACACGGAGCGGUCGAUCCUCUACACCUGCCCGGGUUCGCCUAAGACACAUCGAAGAUCUCAAGGAUCCGUUCACAUUCCAAUGCACUUGUCUACGUGUCAACAUCACCCAGCAACUAGUUCAACUUCCUUUUCACAAAAACUUCCGCCAAGAAAUGAAAGCUUUCCGACCAGAUCAAACACGGUGACAUCCAGCAAUGGACAUCGCAUUCUUCACCACUCCUACCACCAGCAGCAUCAUAAUCAUCAGUCGCUGCUGCAGUCGUCAAAGAAGUCGAGCAAGAACAACAGUAACAACAGCAGCAAUAGUCCUAGUCCCGCUCUCAUAUCAAGCAAUCUCAAUAGCUUUAAAAACAAUAGUGCUCUUGGCACAUUUAAUAAUGAUGACAUUUCCAACGGUGCUGAUAACCAAUUGCUGUCCUGACUUGGCACGUCGCCACUCUGAGAAGGAAAUGCGCACACCAGAUGAUACGUACCUACAAUUUUACAAAUCUCUCACUUUGCACAGCAUCGAACAAACCAUUUGCAACUAUUUUAAGCUCAAUGAUAGAACACCGAGGUCUAUUUAAUUUUAUAAUAUUUUGGGACGUAUUUCCGCAUAUCAGUCUUCUCUGUAAAAAAUAAAAACUGAAAAAUAAACUCUUCCAAACACAAUAGUGCGAAAAGUUUACUGAAAGGAAAUCGAAUUUCAAAAAAAUCUUUAGAAAUUCAAUCGAAAUCUUAUACAUCAGAAAUAAACAUACAUGUUGCAAAUGUUUUGUUCCAUCCUGUCUGCAUCGCUGGGAAAUGAGGCGAAGCGACCCACUGUUAUCGCAGACAAGGCUAUCAACGUUAGUUGUGUAAACUUCCACCAACAUAAUUAGGUGAGAAUAGGUUCCCCAUCCGCAUGAACUAGGCCAGACAGACACUGAAUGGACCAACUACAUUAGAUGUACCUCUCUAGGAUACGAGCCUGCUAUCUCAAAUGUCGAGCUCUUCCUUUUCCCUCUCCCCACAUGAUAUUAACUGUUAAACUGUUGAAUUGUGAUUUGAAGAACAAACGAACCGGUACAACGCCAUUAUAUCAGUGUUAGAUACCUGCAGAAGAAUGUGAAUAAAUUCUAGCCUAAAUCAUUGUGUAUAUUUGCAGAACAAUCAUGCAAAACAGACUAGAUAUAUUUAUAAUCUGA